AUGAAGAAGUUGCAGGAAUCUGUUGCAGUUAAAAUUGCCUCAGAGUUCGGUGACCUUUCUCUGAAGAAUCAUGUCCAGAUCAUCCAUUUUAAUGGAAAUGUCUUCUGCUACGAGGGACGACCUUGUAACUAUUCAGCCCUGUUGAUUGCAUUCAUUGGACAUCAGCUACACAACUAUCAUUACUUGAAGACGAAAUGCGCCUCGAAUAUUGACGAUGUCGACAAAACCCUAGAAUAUUGUAUCUAUUGUCGACUUGAUACGGUUAAUUGUUUGCGGUGGCGUAUGAUUGCAGUUCUAUUUGCUAACGGGUUAGUGUUAAAAUGGAAGGAAAGUUUUCCAAACUGUGCCUAUGUCUCCAACGACAGAAUUCCGAAGGAGAUUGUGAUAUGA
Molecule: messenger RNA, 390 nt
Organism: Vicia faba (fava bean)
Lineage: Eukaryota; Viridiplantae; Streptophyta; Magnoliopsida; Fabales; Fabaceae
Source: the annotation of a GenBank genome assembly